CCAGUCCGCAGACAGCAUUGACAGCGAAUCCAGACAUGUUUGCAGAUUUUACAGACACAUUUACCCUCUAUUACCCCCACAAAACACCCCACAACACGUGAAAACUCUCAGUAAUUCGUAAUUACAACAGAAAUUAUGAAAAACCGACCGUCCAAUUCAUGAUUCUCGCGAGAUCUGAUCACCGCCCUAACCUCACUCUCUCGCUGGACAUUUUGGAGCUGAAACUGAGGUUAAAACUGCUCUGGCAACAGCACAUGGUUGAGAGGAAGGAAAACAUGCGAAGAUAAGAAAUAUUUUUGUGUUGAUCAUUGGAAGUUGUGAUUGUUUAUUGAAGUCGCCUUGAAGAGCUGCAGUUUUUCUCAAUGCUUCGGUUAUUAAGGACCUGUAGGAUCAAUAGUAUUCUUCCUUCCUUCGUAAAAAAUCGUAGUGCGAUGUCAACCCAAACAGAGCUGAACGCAGCUCCCAGCGAAGCUGUGCCGGACAGCAACAAGAGGCCCCUCGAAGAACAGGUCGAUAAUUCAGAAAUAAAAAAGAAGAAGUUUGAUAGGAUAAAGAAGAAGAAUUUCGCCUUUAUGCUUGGAUACCUGGGUAAGGACUACUACGGCAUGCAGAGGAACCCCAACAUGAGGACCAUCGAGGAGGACUUAAUCACAGCCAUGUUUAAGGCUAAAUUGAUUGAUGAGGAGGCCUUUGAGACGAUUCAGUACACUAAUUUCCAGAGGGCUGCGAGGACGGACAAGGGGGUGUCUGCCACGAGACAAAUCUGUUCUGCUAAACUUCCUGAUUACGCAAAUAUUGACGACAUAAAUCAGUUUCUACCGAAGGAAAUCCGUGUAUUCGGAAUAAAACGGGUCACAAAAGGCUUCAACAGUAAAUCCCAGUGCAACGCGAGGACCUACACCUACACCCUCCCAACAUUUGCAUUUGCCCCUGACGACACAACCCUGAUGGACCGAGGUCCCCCCACAGAGGAGGAGCUCGCUAAGCGUGUGGAGGAGCUCAAAAUAAUCGACGGCAAACCGUACACAGAGUUCAGAAUGAGCCCUGAAUUGCGAGAGAAGGUGAAUUCAGUAUUAAAGUUGUUCGAGGGGACCCACAAUUUCCACAAUUUCACGUCCAGAGUGAGAGCUUUCGAUCCUCGAGCCAACAGGUACAUGAUGAAGUGCCAGAUCCUGGAGACCCACAUCUCCAAGGACAACAUUGAAUUCGCAACUCUUCAAGUUAAAGGACAGAGCUUCAUGCUUCAUCAGAUCCGGAAAAUGGUGGCACUUACUAUUUCCAUUGUUAGAAAUCUUGCGACUGAAGAGGCGGUUGAGGAGAGCUUCAAACCAGAUAAGUGGGACAUUCCGAUUGCUCCUGGAUUGGGAUUGGUCCUCAAUCAUGUGCACUAUGACAAUUAUAACAAAAGAUAUGGUGCUGAUGGAAUUCACGAGCAGUUGGAGUGGAGUGACUGCGAGGAGGCAGUCCAGAAAUUUCACAACGAAUUCAUUCUCCCACAUAUCGAGGAAACAGAAUUGAAGGAGCAAUCGAUGCUGCUAUGGCUGGGUGACCUGGCAAUGCACAAAAUAGGUCCACAUGACGAAGACGAGGAGAAUAAUAAGCAAAAACAAGAUGAUGAUGAGGACGCGGAUAUCAAUGAGUAGAAUUGUUCAUUUCAAGAAUACUGGGAACUGUUUUAUAAUGUCUGUGACAAAUAAAUGAUGAAUAUAAUUGGA
Messenger RNA from Diachasma alloeum, 1715 nucleotides. It is a transcript of the gene Pus1, whose product is annotated as tRNA pseudouridine synthase A. The record is from RefSeq and is a predicted model, not a curated record. Lineage: Eukaryota; Metazoa; Arthropoda; Insecta; Hymenoptera; Braconidae. The transcript has 6 exons. Gene Ontology annotation, biological process: tRNA pseudouridine synthesis; mRNA pseudouridine synthesis. The coding region runs from base 363 to 1643 and encodes 426 amino acids. Gene Ontology annotation, molecular function: RNA binding; pseudouridine synthase activity. Gene Ontology annotation, cellular component: nucleus.